UGAGAACACAGAGCACGUCAUAUUUUGUAAGAUUAUAUGAAUAAGGGCUCUCACAGGUGUCUUUUGUUUUUCCUGAUCAUGACUCUCACAGGUGUCGUUACCACGUUCUGCAUGGCAGGCACCUCACACAUGCAGAUUACGUUUAUCUAUGGGUCAUGUUUACAACUUUACAUACUCUCUCUCUCUCUCUCCCUCUCCAAGCAGCUGCCUCCAUCUCUCUCUUUACUAUUCUUUCUUUGAUCCCCUUUCUGGGUCGGUAGACUCGGUACUACUGUUUCUGUGAAUGGAGGCUAAACGCUAUGAAAUUGCCUCGACCGUGGCAUUGCUUCUCCUACUAGGGGUACUACUACUGCCUUUGGAAGCCGGGCGAUUGAACCGGUUGGAUCAGGUGAUCCGGAUGCCAGGGGAGGAAGAUGGACCCGAAGGAAACGGCACCCGAUGGGCGGUUCUCGUCGCGGGUUCGUUGGGAUAUGGGAACUACAGGCAUCAGGCGGAUGUAUGUCAUGCGUACCAAAUACUGAAGAGAGGGGGUUUGAAAGACGAGAACAUAGUUGUGUUCAUGUAUGAUGAUAUUGCAAAGAGUGAACUCAAUCCGAGGCAGGGAAUUCUAAUUAAUCAUCCACAAGGCCAAGAUGUGUAUGCUGGUGUGCCCAAGGAUUACACUGGCGAGCAUGUCACUGUGGAGAAUUUGUACGCAGUGCUUCUGGGGGAUAAAAAAGCUGUGAAAGGUGGAAGUGGGAAGGUUGUGGAUAGCAAACCCAAUGAUAGGAUUUUCUUGUACUACUCUGAUCAUGGUGGCCCUGGCGUGCUUGGGAUGCCAAACAUGCCUUUUCUGUAUGCAAAAGAUUUCAUAGAGGUUUUGAAAAAGAAACACGCAUCUGGAAGCUACAAAGAAAUGGUGUUGUAUAUUGAAGCAUGUGAAAGUGGUAGUGUUUUUGAAGGCUUGAUGCCAACAGAUCUCAACAUUUACGUCACAACAGCAUCAAAUGCAGAGGAGAGUAGCUGGGGAACAUAUUGUCCCGGGAUGGAACCUGCUCCUCCUCCGGAAUACAUAACUUGUUUAGGGGAUCUGUAUAGCGUGUCUUGGAUGGAAGACAGUGAGACCCACAAUCUAAAGAAAGAAACAUUAGCACAUCAGUACACCAAGGUGAAGGAGAGGACUUCAAAUUACAACACAUAUAACGCCGGAUCCCAUGUGAUGGAAUAUGGGAAUAAGAGCAUCAAAGGUGAAAGGGUUUAUCUGUAUCAAGGUUUCGAUCCUGCCACUAAGAACUUUCCGGUAAACGAAAUUUACUUUGGUACACCCAUGGAUGUUGUUAACCAAAGGGACGCAGAUCUUCUUUUCCUGUGGCAAAGGUACGAAAGAUCUGAAGAGGGAUCAGAAAAUAAGAGAACUCUUCUCAAGGAGAUCACAGAAACAGUGAUGCACCGUAAUCACUUAGAUGGUAGCGUAGACAUGAUCGGAGUGCUUCUGUUUGGACCCAAAAAGGGACCUUCUACCCUCAAUUCCUUGAGAAAACCUGGUUUGGCCCUUGUUGAUGAUUGGAUUUGCCUCAAAUCAAUGGUUCGAUUAUUUGAGAAGCAUUGUGGGUCAUUAACCCAGUAUGGCAUGAAACACAUGCGAGCAUUUGCAAACAUAUGCAACAAUGGGGUGUCGGAGGCCGCUAUGGAGGAAGCUUGUGUGGUUGCAUGUGGAGGACAUGACUCCGGCCAGUGGCAUCCUUCAUUUAGAGGGUAUAGUGCUUGAUUGUUGAAACUUAGGUACAUGGUGACGAUCAAUGUUGCACAUGUCAGUUUGUAACAUAUAAAGAGCUUAUACAUACUUCUAAACUUAGUUUUGUUUUCUGUGUUUUCACUACCUCUCCUAUUUCAUGAUUGUACAUAAGCAAAACUAAAGAAGUUGAAUAAGCAU
Molecule: messenger RNA, 1912 nt
Organism: Rhododendron vialii
Lineage: Eukaryota; Viridiplantae; Streptophyta; Magnoliopsida; Ericales; Ericaceae
Product: vacuolar-processing enzyme
Exons: 9
Coding region: 284-1747 (487 amino acids)
Biological process (GO): vacuolar protein processing
Molecular function (GO): cysteine-type endopeptidase activity
Source: RefSeq, a predicted model, not a curated record